Tricharina praecox is the source of this 1964-nucleotide messenger RNA. RefSeq lists its product as uncharacterized. The transcript is spliced from 2 exons. NCBI's taxonomy places the organism in Eukaryota, Fungi, Ascomycota, Pezizomycetes, Pezizales, Pyronemataceae. Bases 270 to 1808 code for a protein of 512 amino acids. The record is from RefSeq and is a predicted model, not a curated record.
UAAGAAGGCAAAUUGUGUGUAUUGUAUGUAGCCCCCCGUAAUCCCUUAUACGCGAAUAGUCAUACCCGACACCGAUAAGUUGUAAGUUGUAACGAUGAUGUCGAGUGGAAACCAUGAUCGUCGUCAUGUCACGCCUAUCCACGCUACCACAUGAUCACUGAAAUACCUAGGUGGGUAGAGUAGCUAGCACCGUAAUCCUCAUCCCUGAUUCUCGUACACCACCGUCACCCACUACCCCUCCGCCCCCUCCUCCCGCAACAUGCAUUCCGAUGUCCUCGCCCGAAGUCGACGUGGAAGUACUCGUGCACAUCGCGGCGCCCACCACUGCCGGCUAUGAUAACGUGUACCGUGCACAAGCGGCGGCGACGCUGGAUUUCGUGCCGGUUCGGAGGAUCGAUGUUGGACGCGUUACAUGGCCGAGUAGGAGGUUGUUUUUGGUGGAGGGGGAGGAGGAGCUGGCAAGGUUUAGAGAGCGCAUAGGGGAGGCGGUCAAGAGGCGGGCUGAUGUCGAGGAGGAGGAGGAGGAGGAGGCGAGGCCAACGAAAAGGGCGUGUCGAGUCCCGAUUCCGACUCCGACAUCUUCCAGGCGGUUCCAGAGUAGCAGUCGCUGCUCACAGGUCUCUACUACUUCCAGCGCAAAUGAGCAUUCCUCUUCCCAAGAACCGUCACUGCGACUAUCACCCGUCCGUGCGAUCCAACUCCGGACACCACGUAAGUCCUCACAACUCCACUCGGAGAUCCUCGUACCGCAAGCGAUAGACCGAUCACCAUGCCUACCACGGAACCCGCAAGAAGAGGAGGAGUACAGGAGCCUAUCUCACGCCUUCGACUCGUUCUGUUCGGACUUGAGCAUCCCCGACUCGCUCUCGCAGGUGGCCCCCUCGGUCGUGCCCAGGACCCCAUGGUUUGAGAUGAGAGCGGAUUUGCUAUCACCGUUGGGAGAUCAUGAGCCAUCACAGCAGUUGAUACUAGAGUCUCAGCUGAGUCAAAAUACACCUUCACAGCAGAUACGACGUAGCCAGCGGCUUUGCGAGCGUCACCUGCAGUCCACGCCAGAGCUACCCUCGGCCGCCAGCAGCCAAAUCCAGGUCCCGUCUACUCCCCAUCCCACGCCCAUAUCCUACAUAUCCGCCUUCAGCCGGCAGAUCAAAGGGCCGGUGUUAACAUUUGCCACGCCCGCGCCCGACGCAUCCUCGCUGGUGAUCCCAGCACACUUCUCGCCCGUCCCCGCGUCCGAAAUCAGCGGCGUGCACUCCUCGCCCGCCCAACCGCCGCCGUUCGACUGCGUGUGCCCGCUGCCCACACUCGUCGAGCCGCCUUACGUCAUCAUCGCACCCUUGGCCGACACCUCCUCGUCCCCGCCACAGGUCUCCAACAGCCUCUACGAUCUGGUCAAAACGCAGAUGCCGAGCAAGUUCCACUCGCGCGUCAGCGCCAUCACCCGUCCGCUAUGCCGCUGGGAGCGCGGCCACUGGCUGGUCGACAUGAGCAUCUGGGGCGACCCGCUGCAGAAAGUGCGCUUCUGGCGCGCCGUCAAGGACGGCAUCCUUAAGGGGCGCAUGGGCUGCGCGACCAUGGCGCUCGAGACCGAGGAGUUCGCCGACACCACUGAGAUGUGGGUGCAGGGACGGGAGUGGGAGGCGCCCGGCAGGAGGGAGAUGGAGAGACGGGGGAAUACCGUUAAGGUCUAUUGCUGGGGUGCGACGGCCGAGAUUGUAUGGUGUGUUCUGUAUAUUUUUGGGUACCAUGGUAUUGAUGGAGCCGUGUGGGUGGAUGCGGCGGGGAAGGUGGUGGUUAGGAUGGUUUGAUCAUGGAUGGACGGUUUGAAUUUUUUGGUGUUUGGAUGGCGCAUUCUGGACUGCUUAACUGUUUGCCAUUUUGGUUGAUGGGGAGCGUGCUACAUAAGAUCGAAUGAGAUACCCUUUUGGUACAGUACUAUACAAUCGUGAUGUCGAGCCUACCUA